UAUCUUAUAAAUGUUGGCCUUGGACGAUUCAGCCCAUCUGUGGGAGAGAAUAUCACGUGUGUCGAGAGUGAAAGACAAGUGCUCUUAUCCUUCAAGCAACGCCUCAUGGAUGAAUAUGGUAUACUCUCUUCUUGGCUCAAUAAUGAUUGCUGCAAUUGGAGUGCUGUUCGAUGCAGCAACGAAACUGAAGGUCAUCAUGUCAUUGGGAUUGAUCUUCGUGGCUCGGAUGAUAAGUAUUUGAAGGAUAAGGUUGGUUGUUCUUCCUUGACUCAAUUGUCAAACCUCAAAUACUUAGAUCUUAGUUAUAAUAAAUUCGAUCGGAUUCUCUUUGAAGAUAUUGGUUCUCUUGUCAAUUUGAAUUAUCUCAACCUAUCCUAUAAUCGUCAGUUUGUAAGUGUCAUUAUUCCUCCCCAACUUGGGAACCUUUCAAAAUUGUCUGUUCUCGAUCUUGGAUCAAAAAAUUGGUUAAAUGUUGGUAACCUUAGAUGGCUCUCCGGUCUUUCUUCUCUAUAACAUCUUGACUUGAGUGGAGGAGACUUUAGUGGUGCCAAUGACUGGGUAGGUGUCAUUAACAAACUUCCUCUUUUACAAAGUGUGUCACUAAGUCGUUGUAACCUUUCACCACCGGUUUUGCCAUCUUAUUAAUACACCAAUUUCUCUAGAUUUCUAGUUGAGUUGGACCUUUCGUCCAAUUAUGAUCUGAAUUCUUCGAUUUAUCACUCGUGGUUGACCAACUUUACUAAUAUUGCCCAUUUGAAUCUUGCAUACAACAAUCUAGGAGGUUUGAACUUUGAUGAUUUUGGAAAUAUGACUUUUCUUAUGUCUCGAUCUUAGUUUCACUAAAGUUAAUUUUGAUUCUCUCAAAUCCUUUGAGCGUCUUCGUAAUUUAAAUUCAUUAUACUUAUAUGGCAAUAGUAUAGGAGGAUUGCUAUUUGAUUUUCUAAAAGCCCUCCACCCUCGUGUACUUAACUCGUUACAGUAUUUAAGCCUUGGACGUAACCAAUUUUGUGGAUUCUUGCCAAAUUUUACCAUGCUUCCAUCUUUGAAACAUUUAGUACUAUCUCACAACAUGUUGAAUGGAACAAUUCCCCAAUUCCCCAAAAUUUGGGAAAAUUAUCAAACUUGGAGUUCUUACAUCUUGGUUCUAAUUCAUUGGAGGGUGAAGUUUCAGAAGCUCAUUUUUCAAAGCUUACAAAUUUAAAAGGAUUGUAUCUAUCUAAUAAUCCUUUGAAUUUAAACUUCAAGACGGAUUGGGUUCCUUCUUUUCAAUUGUAUUCAAUCUGUUUGGGACACUGCAAGUUGGGCCCACUUUUUCCGAGGUGGCUUCGAACCCAAAAUUUCUCUAAGAUUGAUAUUUCAUUUGCUGGAAUUUCAGACAUCAUUCCUCAUUGGUUUUGGAAUAACUUGUCUCCGGAAUUGGAUGUUCUGAAUCUUUAUGGGAAUAAAAUGAUGGGUGAAAUUCCAAAUUUGUCACUCAAGUUCAAAAGUGCACCUCUUAUCUAUUCAGGGUCGAACAAAUUCGUGGGGCGAAUUCCUGCCUUUCUUUUUCAAGCAGAAUUCCUCCAUCUUUCAAUUAAUGAUCUCUCAGACUUAAGUGGCUGAUGUGAAAUCAUCGACUCUCCUUUAUGGACAUUGGAUCUCUCUGACAACCAAUUAUCAGGACAACUCCCUGAUUGUUGGGAUUCCAUGCUCAAUUUAGGCAUAUUAAAUUUGUCUAACAAUUAUUUUUCUGGACACAUUCCACACUCCAUCGGUAAUCUUAUUGACAUGAUAUCCUUAGUUUUACGCAACAAUAAGUUCUCGGGAGGGUUACCUUUUUUGUUCAACUUGACAAAUUUGGAAGUCGUUGAUGCAAUGAAUAAUAAUUUAUCUGGAACAAUACCAUCGUGGAUUGGAUCGAAGUUACCAAAUUUGACUUUUCUAAAUUUGAAGUCGAAUCACUUCCACGGAAACUUAGGAGGUCUCUGCAACCUCGAACAAAUUAAAGUAUUGGAUAUUUCAUCCAAUAAUGUUUCAGGGAGCAUACCAACUUGCAUCCUUAAUUUCAAUUUCUUGGCACAAACAUCAUACAAAAAUGACUAUGACAAUUUUUAUUAUCAUCGGAAUGAUCUUGUCAUGAUGUGGAAAGGUGAAGAGAGACUCAUUACAAAAGAAACAAUGAAACUUGAAAGGAGCAUCGAUUUAUCUUGCAAUCAUUUGAGUGGGAAAAUUCCUAAUGAAAUCACAGAGCUUGUUGGUUUGAUUAAUUUGAAUCUCUCGAGGAAUGAAUUAACAGGUCAAAUUCCCGACAAAAUUGGCCAGCUUCAAUCAUUGGAUUCCUUGGAUGUAUCAAGAAAUCAUUUGUUUGGUCCAAUUCCAUCUAGUUUAUCUCAAGUAUCAAGGUUGGGAGUAUUGGAUUUGUCAUACAAUAACCUUUCAGGAAAAAUUCCUACGGGGACUCAGCUUCAAGGUUUCUCAACUCCUUCUUAUGAAGGCAACCCUUAUCUUUGCGGAGAUCCACUGAAAAAAUGCUUCGAAGAAAUCAGCCAAGAGCCAAACAUAAACAAUGUUCAUGUUGAGAAUGAAAAUGAAGAUGAAGACAAAUUAUUUGGACGAGAAUUUCUGAUCAGCAUGGCGUUUAGAUUUAUUGUGGGUUUUUGGGGAAUAUUUGGGAGUUUUGUACUCAAUAGAAGAUGGAGACAUGCAUACUUCAAAUUUGUUAGGUGUGGAAACCAACUAAAAACAGGUACUUUUUCUCCAUUUAUAAUUUGAGUCCUUAUUUCUUAUUUUUAAUGUUCUUCGAUAUCUUUUUGGUAGGUCUAUUUGUUUUAUUUGCCUCUUGAUCUCAUAUCAAUCCAUAUUUCUUUGUAAUAUAUUUAAAAUUUGUCACAAAAGAAAUGAAAAGUCUCACCAGUUUCAA
This is a messenger RNA of Momordica charantia (bitter melon), 2899 nucleotides long. The record is from RefSeq and is a predicted model, not a curated record. NCBI's taxonomy places the organism in Eukaryota, Viridiplantae, Streptophyta, Magnoliopsida, Cucurbitales, Cucurbitaceae.